AUGUCUAGGGUAAUCGUUUUGUCGUCUUCAGGGUCAUCUUCUUCAAUGGCUUUCCUAUUUGGGAAUGGUUCUGGCCUUGUAAAGGACAUACCUCCACCAGAUAUGGAUUCUAGAAGGGGAAAAAGGCCCCGUGAUGUAGAUGACCUGACCUGUUGCUCAGUCGACCUGCCUAGUUGUGAUACAGAGUCCUACGCUAGAUCAAUAAAGGAAAAAUAUGGGAAUUACAAUAUCCCUGAGGUUCCUUUCGAGGAGACUCCGAAGGGCCCCACCUCGGCUAAAGAACAAAGGGAUAAUAUGGUUGCUGAGGCGAGGUCAGCAAACGAGAAUGUGAAGAAACUCUCUCUGCAAUUGAACAUUGCCGAGGAAAAAUGGGCUAAGGCUGUAGGGGAGGCAAUUCUUCUCAAAUACCAACUUGACGAAACAAACAUGAAAUGCGCUUAUCUUCUCAGCUUCGUAGAGAGUUACUUGGAUGGGUACCUUGCCUUUAAGACUCAAGCCAAAAAAAAUUACUCAAAGAAAAGCUACCCUACCCUGGACCUCGAUUCUUUUGAAAAGCCUUCAGACAAAGAAGAGGAAAGUAAUUGGAAGAAGAAUGACUCUACGAUGGUUGUUAUUGCUGAGGGUUUGGUGGCAAAGGAACUCGUGAAAGAGAAGAGUGUUGACCAACCCUUCGAGGUGUCAGAACAAACAGAGGACGGGGAUGUCCAGCUAUUUGAAGCAUAG
Messenger RNA from Ilex paraguariensis (yerba mate), 723 nucleotides. The record is from the annotation of a GenBank genome assembly. NCBI's taxonomy places the organism in Eukaryota, Viridiplantae, Streptophyta, Magnoliopsida, Aquifoliales, Aquifoliaceae.